CCGUCCGUAGAGGAUGAUGAGUUCAUCGGCAACCUCGAGUUCCUCUCCCUUCCCUUCUUCCUCUACUUUCUCUUCAACUAAAUUCAAAUUCAAAUUUCCCUCCCUUUCCCAACGGUCCUCUCUCCUAACGGUCGAAUCUCGCGCCAAGCCAUCCACUGCUUGUUAUUCUACCAUCCACGACACGUCAGGACAAAAUCGCCAUUGCAGCUUGAGCCGGAGGAGAGGGCUGGCAUUUACGGCAACGCUACCGUUUCUUUUUCCUCUGCAUGAAUUUGUGGGUAAUGGUGGCGCUAAGGCAAUUGAGUCAGGUCAGAGCGAGUAUCUGCGUAUUAAGGAAGAGAUAAGCAAAGUUGUAACCAAGGGGAAGGCUGCCGGUGUUCUUCGUUUAGUAUUUCAUGACGCUGGAACCUUUGAAAUGGCUGAAAAUUCAGGUGGUAUGAAUGGUUCUAUAGUUUAUGAACUCGAAAGACCUGAAAACGCUGGCCUCAAAAAGUCUCUGAAGGUUCUAGAGAAAGCAAAGAAAGAAGUGGAUGCAAUACAACUAGUAUCAUGGGCAGACAUGAUUGCUGUGGGUGGAGCUGAAGCAGUUUCUGUUUGUGGAGGUCCGAAAAUCCCUGUUGCAUUAGGCAGACUAGAUUCUGCGGAGCCAGAUCGUGAAGGGAAGCUUCCCCAGGAAUCUCUGGAUGCUUCUGGCUUAAAGCAGUCAUUUCAACGAAAGGGCUUCUCAGCACAAGAACUAGUUGCUCUAUCUGGGGCUCACACUCUCGGGGGUAAAGGUUUUGGAAGUCCAGUUGCUUUUGAUAACUCAUACUUCAAAAUUCUUCUGGAGAAACCAUGGAAGUCUUCAGCUGGUAUGUCAAGCAUGAUCGGGCUUCCUUCAGAUCAUGCCAUUGUAGAGGAUGAUGAAUGCUUAAGAUGGAUCACAAAAUACGCAGACAAUCAGAAUAUAUUCUUCGAAGAUUUUAAGAAUGCUUAUAUCAAACUAGUGAAUUCUGGUGCAAGGUGGAAAAGCAUGUGAUGACUGUCGAAGAGUGACAUUGUGUUCAUUUCUUGUCUUCUUGAUGAAUUAGGAUACAGUGGUGUUCAGAUAAUAUAAUUAUACGAAAAGACAUGCCUUUAUGUUGGUAGAUAAAUAAAUAUCAGAAGGAUUGUCAUUCUUUCAGGUUCCGAGAGCAGUUAGAGAGGCCUAAAAGUGGAGCCACAGAAUGUUUCAAUUCAGGAAAUAAAGCUUAACAUUUCAUUCCGUGGCAUUUUCUUUCUGUUUCUCUGUUUCUUCCAGCACUGUGUAUUCGCAUCUAUCAGGCUGGUGGACUCAAAUUAGAUGGGUUGGUUUGAAGCCUCCAUGGACUUGAUUUCAAGCUUGCUUUGCACUUUCCUGAAUCGGUUUAAGAAACGCUAAAAAUCUCUUACAAAAUCACUGUUAAAAUUUAGAAGCAGUGAAUCUCAUGAUCAACUAAUGCAAUUUUCGCAGGAUCAGUUUCUCCUGGAUCACCAAAUGCACAAAAACUAUAUCAGGGUUAGCACUUAUUACCCAGGAGGUCAAGUUUAUGUCAUCAGUGAUGAACCAAGCUUAAUUUCCACAGAAUGAGAAGAAUGUUAGAGAGAGAGAGAGAGAGUAUAGACAUUGAUGAAACUGUACAAAAGCAUGUGCUAGACCGUUGAACCAGAUCUCAAAAUGAUGCUACUGAACAAGGAAAUACAUCCAAAACCUGUACAUUUUUUUUUUUGUAGCCUGCAGGUGUGGGUCAAGCUUGAAAUAUGUAAUAACUCAGCUCCCAUGUCUUAAUCUUCCAAAGUAACAGGGUAGUAUUUUUAUAUUUACGUUUUACACCUACCGGUUCUUGUCCCAAGGAUAGGCAGUCAAGGGUUAGGGGGGUGUUCCGCACCUGCACGUGGGAAUCAUUGCCUAUAUCAAACCAGAAUUCCCUUCUUCUUUUUAGUUUUAUGGGAGAUAAUUUCCUUUAAAAAUCAUACGAGAGAAGCAUCAUCAUUCUCCCUGCAUUAUCUGCCAUGGUCCCUCCCACUUCCCAGUUUUCACAUAGGACAGGUUACUAGAGGGACCAGAGUCCCCAUGUUUGAUGCCCCUCCAUGACAGUGACUUCUCCAAGCUCUUUUCUAGGAUAUUAUAUCUCCACCACCAAAAAUACAAAUAAACAUGUAUAGUUUUAUCUGUUG
This is a messenger RNA of Theobroma umbraticum, 2175 nucleotides long. It is a transcript of the gene APX6, whose product is annotated as ascorbate peroxidase 6. Lineage: Eukaryota; Viridiplantae; Streptophyta; Magnoliopsida; Malvales; Malvaceae. Gene Ontology annotation, molecular function: peroxidase activity; heme binding. The record is from RefSeq and is a predicted model, not a curated record. Gene Ontology annotation, biological process: hydrogen peroxide catabolic process; response to reactive oxygen species; cellular response to oxidative stress.